AUGUGGAAGUCACCAUUACCAUCCUAUCUCCUAUCAGAGCUUCCGCUCCUCAGAAGCGGGCGCUGUCUAAGCUGCCAAUUCCGAAGCACUGGGGCACUCUCUCAUCUCCGCGCGAAAUCCUCGACGAUACGCCACUAUGCCUCUACAACUGGCACAAAUGAGUCGAAACCGAACAAUAGCAUUUCCGAGGCGACGAUAUCCUCCCCGCCGCGCAGAGAGCCCCAGCCUCCGCGACGCGGCGCCCAGUUCCAACAAAACCCGGAUAUGAAGCCCCAGCCUGGCGAUGCGGACUUCAAGCCUCCCAUGUUGGACCGUCCGAUCGGAGCACCCACGCGGCCAAUGGCUGGUCAGAAUACAGGGAAAGACACACGAUCAUUGAAGCAAAGGCGAGACGAUUUUGUGGACUAUGAUCGGCAUCUUGAGCGGCGGAAAGAACUGACACGCCAAGUCGCCAAACCCUACUUCCGAGAAUGGUCAAACCUGCGCUUCCUAGAAGGCAAAACCUUCGUGUCAAACCCCCGCCUCUUCAAAGGCGACAAGGCCCUAUACUUCCCCAACAUGUCCGGUAUCACACUUGCCGAGCCAAAAUAUAAACAAGACACAACGCCAACUUUGUUUGGCAAUAUCAGCGUGGUGAAGUUGUUCUCCAGCGUCUGGGCAGAGACUCAGGUAGGAACAUUCACAGGGCCGGCGCAGAACCCCCGGAUGGCGGAGAUUCUGGCCAAGAAUUCUCAAUUCGCGCAGAUGGUGGAUAUCAACUUGGAAGAGAACCGCAUGAAGGCGGCACUGGUGAAGAUGUUCAUGUGGAGCAUGCGCCGCAAGUUGCCCGCCCAGCAACACUCGCGGUACUUCUUGGUGCAGAAGGGCUUUACCGAGUCUCUCAAGGAGGCCGUUGGCAUGAUGAAUUCGAAGGUCGGCUACGUGUACCUUGUGGACUCGGAGUGUCGUAUCCGCUGGGCUGGCAGUGGCAAUGCUGAGCCAGCGGAGAUGGAAACGCUGAAUACGGGCUUGCAAAAGCUCAUUGUAGAGAGAAAAGCCAUCUACGAAGCUGAGAUGGCAAAUCGCAAAUAA
Messenger RNA from Penicillium daleae, 1071 nucleotides. RefSeq names its product mitochondrial ATPase complex subunit ATP10. NCBI's taxonomy places the organism in Eukaryota, Fungi, Ascomycota, Eurotiomycetes, Eurotiales, Aspergillaceae. The coding region runs from base 1 to 1071 and encodes 356 amino acids. The record is from RefSeq and is a predicted model, not a curated record. Gene Ontology annotation, cellular component: mitochondrial inner membrane. Gene Ontology annotation, biological process: mitochondrial proton-transporting ATP synthase complex assembly. The transcript has 2 exons.